AUGGGGAGAGAGAGAGAGAGGGGAGAAGAGAAAGGGUGUGCGAGAAACAAGAAGGGAGAGGCUUCAUCUAUGCACGAGAGAGAGAGACAGGGAGAGAGAGAGGAGAAGAGAACGGGUGUGCUAGAAACAAGAAGGGGGAGGCUUCAUCUAUGGACGAGAGAGAGAGAGGAGGAGAGAAAGGGUGUGCUAGAAACAAGAAGGGAGAGGCUUCAUCUAUGCACGAGAAAGAGGGACAGAGGGAGAGAGAGAGGAGAAGAGAACGGGUGUGCUAGAAACAAGAAGGGGGAGGCUUCAUCUAUGGACGAGAGAGAGAGAGGAGGAGAGAAAGGGUGUGCGGGAAACAAGGAGGGAGAGGCUCCAUCUAUGCACGAGAAAGAGGGACAGAGGGAGAGAGAGAGGAGAAGAGAACGGGUGUGGUAG
Haliotis rufescens (red abalone) is the source of this 420-nucleotide messenger RNA. Its product is annotated as RNA-binding protein 25-like. The record is from RefSeq and is a predicted model, not a curated record. The coding region runs from base 1 to 420 and encodes 139 amino acids. Lineage: Eukaryota; Metazoa; Mollusca; Gastropoda; Lepetellida; Haliotidae. The transcript has a single exon.